Messenger RNA from Wasmannia auropunctata (little fire ant), 3878 nucleotides. RefSeq lists its product as uncharacterized. The record is from RefSeq and is a predicted model, not a curated record. The transcript is spliced from 16 exons. NCBI's taxonomy places the organism in Eukaryota, Metazoa, Arthropoda, Insecta, Hymenoptera, Formicidae. Bases 37 to 3072 code for a protein of 1011 amino acids. Gene Ontology annotation, molecular function: RNA polymerase II cis-regulatory region sequence-specific DNA binding; DNA-binding transcription factor activity. Gene Ontology annotation, biological process: regulation of transcription by RNA polymerase II.
GAGUCGGCCAGGGACCACGGGACGAUCGAUGUGAAAAUGUCGCACGGCAAUUUGCUGCAAGGAUACAACUGGGAAACUCAGUACGACGAUCCGCAAGUGCAAUUUUCUCGUCCCAUUCCGGACGAAGUUAUCAGCGUUUACGAGGUUUACGUAAAGGAGGACGCGGGUCCGGAACCGAGGAACGGUGACAUGUCGGGCGUUUCGGGAUCAUCUGUCGCCAAUCACCAAUUGGCCCACCAAGUAAUCAAUCGCUACAAUAGUUUUAGCAAUGAGAGUAGUAAUUUACUAUCGAGUGAAAUUACUAUCAAGGAGGAGUGCGUGGACCUGGAUGCGGCUAUAGAUUCCGAGGUGAUCAAUAUCGACAGCGCCGUCUCGAAGCUCGUCGGCGGCAAGGACGCGUUACGGUACAAAAUCUUCGAGCAAAGCGUGAGCGCGCCAGACAAGAAUGUGGUUGUAUACUCGCAUCCUGUUGCUGAAGGACCCUCGCCCUCGACGACCCGUCUUAUCGACAAGGAUGAUCCGCGAUCCAGGCUGCACUUUGUAAAAUAUCUGAAACGCGAUGGGAAGACGCUCAAGAUCUGGGAAUGCGGUAUUUGUUCGAAAGAGUUUCGCCAUCAGUACACUCUGAUGAGACACUUGCCGACUCAUACCGACGAGAGAAACUUUAAAUGCGAGGCUUGCGGCAAGGCUUUCCGACAGUUGUCAACAUUGAGUCAGCAUAAAGCUAUACACAGCGACGCCAGACCCUAUGUGUGCGAAUUUUGCAAGAAAACAUUUAACAGAGUAUCUACAUUAAUCUCCCAUCGGAAAACGCACUCGGAGCACAAGCCGCACAAGUGUCACGUGUGCGGUAAAGGAUUUCAUCAAAAAGGCAAUUUGCGGAAUCAUGUAUUCACGCACACGAACGAGCGGCCGUACAAGUGCGAGUUGUGCGGCAAGGGCUUCAAUCAGAUGUCGAAUUUGGUCUGUCACAAGGUGAAAGCGCACGCACACGCCGACAAGAUGCAGUAUUCGUGCGGAGUCUGCGGGAAGGAGUUCCCGCGCAGGUUCGCCCUGCGCUCGCACGAGGAGUACAAGCAUGGUAUUAAGUAUCGGAGCACGAGCAACGUGCAAUCCGCCGUGAACGAGCCCAACGCCGGCAAGAGCAAGAACGUUAGGAUCAUUCAGUUGUACAACGGCGACCGGAGUCAAACGAGUGAGAGCAAAGAGAAAGAUUAUUUCGGCUCGUCGGAUUUGAUGGACAGCAUCGUGAUAAACAAAAUCGAUACGAAAGCGAUGGAAAUGGCAUUGCUCCAGGGCCAGACUCCUUUCGCCCUUUACAAACCCGCGAAAGGUAUACCGGUACUCGUUAAAAUUUCGUCCACUGCGAGCAACAAGCAUUUGUCGCACUUGGCAAUUACACAUCAUUUAUCACAGAUACUUACACCUGCGACCGCCGAGGAUUUGCGAAUGGCGGGGAAAAUAACUCUGAAUCCCACCGAGACUUCGGACGCCGACGGUAGUAAGGCGGUUCAGGUGAAGGUACCGGUGGUCGCCACUGUGAUACAGAAUAUCGGGCCCGACGGCAGGUCCAGCUUCGUCGUCGAGCCACCCGGCGCGGAGCAGGAGCAAGAUGAUCUGGUGACAGCGCUGGACUCGCAGUUCUUUCCCACCGUGCACAAUCAUCGCAGCGAGCCGGACCACCGGCAGAACGGUCCGGGCUCGACCACGUCGAUGGACGAGUGCAACGAGUUACUGGAGCUGGCCGCGCAGGGUGGAAUACAGUUUGUUCGCGCCACGGAGGACGGUCGUUACGAGGUCAUGACGAACAGCGAGGCCCGCGACUUAAUGGCGCAGAAUUCCCACGACGUAACGAUUCUUGACGGCGAACAGGCGGACGCCAUCAAUCUCGUGAAUAUACGCAAUAACGGUGAUAUCAUCAUCGGCGACAACGAUAACCAGAUCAUGGUGCUGGAAUCCGGCCAGAGGUCUGCCAGCGGCGGUAUGCCAAUGGACGGCAUCGAGAUCCUCGAGGAUAGAGACAUUAGAAUUCUCGACGCUAAAAGCCUCGACGAUCGUUUCGUGGAUGGCAUGACAUUCCUCUCCCAGACGAAAAUCGACGAUCUCCUGCUGGGUCCCAAAUCGCUGCCUAUCGAUGGCGAUGGCGCUCUCACCGGGCACGACGACGUAAUGGCAGUGACGUCGAACCAGCAGGAUCUAACGAGCAUUUUGGGUCAUCCCUCGAACCUGUCCGCCAGCUCGCAGUCCUCGUUAUCGUCUCUGUUAAUGAAGAACCAUCCGCCGUUGUCGUUGUUGAGCGAGACGUUACCGUAUCUAAAGAGCGGUCAGAGCCUCACGGAGGAUCUAAACAUUCUUGGUGUCUCCACCAUGGAGGAUCAUCACUCGGACUACGACCCGAAGAUGAAAUUGCCCUCGGUCUUCGACGAUGACUGCGACACCGGCUUAAUGCCCUUCAGCCAAUCGGACAUGAAGAUACUCGAGUCCGGAGGUCAAUCGUGUAUGAAGUCUUUCAGUGACAAGUUUUGCUUGCCACCCCCGAAGAUAUAUCCCAGCCUGAACGAGGUGAAGAUCCUGGGACCGAAGAAUCACAGUCACGACUUGAUGGCCCCGCACUAUCAAGAUACCAGAUUCCUCAGUCCUUACGAGCAGUUCCUCAAGAACACCAUGCAGAAUGCUUGCGUACCUAAUGUCGCCGACACGUCCGAGGGAUGUAAGAAGGAGGUGAAGAUACUCGGUAAAAAACUCGGCACUGGCAUUAUCACUACGACCGAGGAAGGCGACAUUGUUAAAGUUAUCGAUGACAAAUCCAAAUUCAACACGAUGGACCUCUCCGAUAACGCUCUGCAGCAGUGCCCGACCAUGUCGCCGCGACGAUUGCACCACCGGCAGCCGCCGUUGGAGAAUGACGCGGACAACUUUUUGCUUCAAGCUGGCAGUCCCUGUUCGGAUUUCCUGAAUUUCGGUAAUCGCCCAGCCGGCAAAGAUCUGUCGCCCGACGGUCACAUUGAUAGAAGUCAGAAGGACGAUCGCGGGGACAGUUUCACGUCCGGGGAAAUGCUGGAUCUGGAUUGACGAAGCGCGGCGGUAGAAAAUAAAACGGACUCUUACUUCUGGAAUUACUCGUUUUUUUUAUGUGUGUCGCGGUGCCCUCUGCGGUUCGCCUGGCAAAAGUGUUCGUGCAUUCGCUUCGAUCCUGUUCGGUGCUCACAGAGAAGUGGAAGGUAAUACGCGAAUAAGAGAUAAUUAAAUUAUGCAAAAUGAGAAUGGAGGUAUGUCUUUUGGCAAUUUUAUAGUUUUCCGUUUUGCACAAAAUUUGCAUCGGCCUUAAGUACGAGUAGAUCGAAUUUUUAUUUACGUAUUUUUACCCGCAAAUUUUUGUUGCUAAAUAAUAAGUGGUACCACGUGAAAAAAUUAUGCUGCCUGAUAUUUUUGAGGGUAUGCAACGAUUGACUUGCGACCGAUGGCUAAAAUAGUUACAUUUCUAAUAAACCUCGUGAUCUCAUAAUCGAGACAUGUGUAGGGUCGAACACACGGCUGAUCAUCGAUUACGAAUCAACGUGUUCGCAGACUAAGUCAUUCGUUACUUCGGCUAAGUAAAAUAUAUUUGUCGAAGAAAAAAAGAAUAAUAUAUAAUCUUACCAAUAAGUCGCGGAUAAGUUUUCUUUCUUAUGGAGUAUGUUUGUAAAUUGAAAUAUUCACAGUAUCUCACAUAUUUAAUAAUUUCAUUGAUCUUUAUAUACGAAUAGCAGUUCUUGAAUUAAGCCGAUAUUGCUACUUACGAGUUUUCUACACCGAUUUACGUAUAAUAUGAUUGUAUAAAUCUGUCCAGUAUUUUAUAUUCAGAUAUUUGAAUGUUAAAGAAUAAAGUAUAAAUGAAA